UAGCUCCGCCUAACUGCUGGCAGCGCAUGCGCAGCUUUCCUCCGCGCUGCCGUUGGCGAGCAGCCUUGUGGGGCGCAAGAUGGCGGCGGCGGCGGCGGCGGCGGCGCUGCAGGCGGCGUCUCGUCAGAUCUUCCGCAUCCCAUGUGUUGGACAAGUAAGGGGUUAUUAUGUGGACUGGAGGAUGGUACGUGAUGUUAAGAGAAGGAAGAUGGCUUUUGAAUAUGCAGAUCAGAGGCUGCGGCUGAAUUCCCUUAGGAAAAACAAAAUUUUGCCCAAAGAACUCCAGGAAGUGGCUGAAAAAGAGAUUGCUGCCCUUCCCCGGGACACCUGCCCAGCGAGGAUCCGUAAUCGAUGUGUUCUGACAUCCCGUCCACGAGCUGUAGUGUGGCGAUGGAGGUUAAGCCGAAUUGUCUUCCGCCAUCUGGCUGACCAUGCGCAGCUCUCUGGAGUACAGAGAGCAAUGUGGUGAGCCACCACCAACAAGGCUUUUCUUCAAAAAAGACAAAACUGAGUUCUAUUUCAACUCCUAGGAUGAAUUAAAGACACGUUCUAUAACUUGCAGUAUGUAAGGAGUGGGGGGGGGGAUAGACCCAUUGGUAGAAGACCCUUAGCUAGAAGGGGGCAACCUUGUUUAAUUUUGUCAAACCUUCCACACUUGCUCCUCUUGUAUAUUUAAAAAUGACAUCGAAAAAUAAAGCAGUCCCACGCUUGGA
Molecule: messenger RNA, 713 nt
Organism: Podarcis muralis (Common wall lizard)
Lineage: Eukaryota; Metazoa; Chordata; Lepidosauria; Squamata; Lacertidae
Product: small ribosomal subunit protein uS14m-like
Biological process (GO): translation
Cellular component (GO): mitochondrial small ribosomal subunit; ribosome
Molecular function (GO): structural constituent of ribosome
Source: RefSeq, a predicted model, not a curated record